Nanorana parkeri is the source of this 2557-nucleotide messenger RNA. RefSeq names its product protocadherin gamma-B2-like. Bases 98 to 2557 code for a protein of 819 amino acids. NCBI's taxonomy places the organism in Eukaryota, Metazoa, Chordata, Amphibia, Anura, Dicroglossidae. The record is from RefSeq and is a predicted model, not a curated record. Gene Ontology annotation, biological process: homophilic cell-cell adhesion. Gene Ontology annotation, cellular component: plasma membrane. Gene Ontology annotation, molecular function: calcium ion binding. The transcript has a single exon.
UCAGUGUUCUUCUCUAUAUUGGAUAAAUCUAAUGGAAGUGUAAGUGAAUUUACACUUGGAUACAUGAAUGGAAACAAGUAAACCAACAAAAUAAAUCAUGCAGUGCAAUGGAGGAAGAAAGACAAUGACAACGCAGGUACUAUAUUUUCUUAUUUAUUUUACCUUUGAGUAUAUUUCUGCUCAGCUCCACUACUCAGUACCUGAAGAAUUGAAGAAAGGAUCUGCUAUAGGAAAUAUAGCAAAAGAUCUAGGGUUACAUGCAAAGGAAUUAUCCCUCAGAAAUUUCCAUAUUGUCUCAAGAGGCAAAACACAGUAUUUUGAAGUCAAUCCAGAAACUGGAGAGUUGCAUGUUACAGAUAGAAUUGACAGAGAAGGGCUUUGUGGAACAAAACAGAACUGUUUUAUAAGCUUUGAAGCCGUAAUUGAAAAUCCUUUACAUUUGUAUACAGUAAAAGUGGAAAUUCAGGAUGUAAAUGACAAUGCACCAAGUUUCUCUAAAGAUAUUUUUGACAUAGUGAUCAGUGAAUCAUCUUUACCCGGAGUACACCUUGCUUUGGAGCAUGCACAAGAUCCAGAUAUCGGUACUAAUUCUGUGCACAGAUAUACAAUUGAAGACAACAUGUUUUUCUCACUUGGAGAAAUUACUGCCUCUGAUGGAAUUAAACAUCCAGAACUCAUUUUAGAGAAGUCUUUGGAUAGAGAAAAACAAAACUUUUAUAGAUUAACUUUAAUUGCUUUUGAUGGAGGUCAGCCUUCUAAAACAGGCACUGCUCACAUUAAUGUCAAAGUUCUUGAUGUAAAUGAUAACUAUCCAAAAUUUGAUAAACCUGUUUACGAGGUUUAUUUGAAUGAAAAUGUCCCCAUAGGUUUCAUUGUUCAACAGCUAAAUGCAACUGAUAGUGAUGAAGGGUCCAAUGCGCAUAUUACAUAUUCAUUCACCAAUAUUCCAGAAAAUGCACGUGACACUUUUAUUAUAGAUCCACAAAAUGGAAGCAUAAAAAUAACAAAGGAUAUUGACUUUGAAGUAACAGAAGAAUUUAAGAUGACAGUGGAAGCUAAAGAUAGUGGUGGACUUGCAGCUCAAUGUAAGAUAUCUAUUCACAUUAUUGAUAUUAAUGACAAUGCUCCUGAAAUAACUAUUACAUCUGUCUCAACUACAGUUCCAGAGAACUCUCCACCAGAUACAAUUAUAGCAUUAAUUAAUGUUCAAGACUUAGACAGUGGUGAAAAUGGAGAGGUUGUCUGUGAAAUCUCUGACACUUUACCCUUUAAAUUAAUAUUAUCAUCUGCAAAUUACUACAAACUUGUAACAUCACAAAGUAUCGAUAGAGAAAGAAUGUCUCAUUAUAACAUAACAAUUAAAGCUCUGGAUAAGGGGUCUCCUCAAUUAUCCACCAACAUAACCUUCCAACUAGGUAUCUCUGAUGUGAAUGAUAAUAUGCCUAUAUUUGAUCAAACAAAUUAUAUAGUGUAUGUUCAGGAAAAUAACCCACAAGGAACUUCAAUAUAUAGAAUUCAUGCUUCAGAUUAUGAUAUUAAUCAGAAUGCUAAAAUUAGUUAUUCCAUUCUGAGUAAUAACAUCGAUAAUAUUCCAGUGUCUUCAUAUGUUUCAAUUAACUCAGUGACUGGGGUUCUUUAUGGCCAGAGAUCUUUUGACUAUGAACAGUUGCGGGAAUUCCAGUUCCAAGUAAUGGCUAAAGACAGUGGAUUACCUUCUCUUAGCAGUAAUGUCACAGUGAAGAUUUGUAUCAUUGAUAGAAAUGAUAAUGCUCCCAAGAUUCUCUACCCAUCACAAGACACCGAGGAAUCAUUAUUUGAGUUUAUCCCUCAUUCUGCUGAGAAAGGUUUUCUAGUGACCAAAGUGAUUGCAGUGGAUAAUGACUCUGGACACAAUGCUUGGCUCUCGUAUCACUUUCUACAGAAUCCUGAUCCAUCCUUAUUUAUCAUAAGUCAACAGACGGGGGAAAUCAAAAUAGGAAGAGAUCUUAAAGACAUGGAUUCUUUAAGCCAAAAGAUUGUGGUUUUGGUGAAAGACAAUGGACAACCUUCUUUGUCAUCCACAGUUACGCUGAGCUUAGUCGUUGCAGAAAGUUUUCAACAAGUGAUACCAGAAAUAAGACGACACCCUAGUAGUAUAGAAAUGUCUUCAAAUACGACCUUCUACUUAAUAGUUUCCAUAGGUCUCAUCUCCUUUCUAUUUUUGGUAACAGUGAUUCUAACAGUUCUUUUUAAGUGCAAAAAAUCUAGCACUCCAACAUCUUUUGGAACCUACAGCAGAAAUGUAUACCCUCAGUUUACCCUGGGAUGUCCCUCUGAGAUCAGUGAUGCAAGUUUACCUUUUCCAUUCUCAUAUGAUGUGUGUGUGACUCUUGACUCAAAGCAGAAUGAAAUUGCGUAUCUAAAACCACUACAGAAUGUUCCCACAGACAACCUCAUUGACACUGGCGAUUCAGCUACCACAAUUGAACUUCCAAAAGCAAGUUCGCAGCUAGUUCAUCUUACACAGGUAAGAAUUAAAUACCAAUAUUUUGGGCACAAGAAGAAAAAAAACAUGUAG